Messenger RNA from Haliotis rubra (blacklip abalone), 1845 nucleotides. RefSeq names its product multiple epidermal growth factor-like domains protein 10. The coding region runs from base 610 to 1665 and encodes 351 amino acids. The transcript is spliced from 11 exons. NCBI's taxonomy places the organism in Eukaryota, Metazoa, Mollusca, Gastropoda, Lepetellida, Haliotidae. The record is from RefSeq and is a predicted model, not a curated record.
UCGCCAGAGACUAGUACCUGGUCAUUGAAUCGCACAUCUCUGUGUCUCCCCACAGGUUCCUGUCAACCAGGAUGGUUUGGAGACUCCUGUAGCUACUCCUGUCACUGCGGGACAUCAUGUGACGAGACUACAGGUGCCUGUUCUGGUUCUUGUGAUCCGGGAUGGAGAAAGGAAGUCGGUCUUUGCCAGAAACAAAACAUUGCACUGAGCAAGACAGUAUCAACAACAUCUGGAGUGUAUGGAUACUGGUACCCGUCAAAGGCUGUGGACGGAGACAGUGACAUACGUGUCUACUGGAGAAAUGCCAACUCCAACAUCUAUCUGAACAACGACACCUCCAGCAUCUGUUCCACCAUCCCGAGUUCAACCCCCAACCCAACUGACUUGACGUUUAACGGUAUCGGCAGAUACGUCACCAUCAGGAACCCGUGGAUAGGGCCUGGAGACAAUUAUGCACUCAACAUCUGUGAGGUGGAGAUCUAUGCUUGCAACAGCACCACGUAUGGUACUAACUGCAAGAAAACGUGUGCUGAACGGAGGUGUUCAUCUCCAAAUUCGUCAUGCGACCGUCGCACUGGAGCAUGUGACACAGGAUGUCUUCCUGGUUGGAUGGACUUUGACUGCACACAAGAAUGUUCCAGUGGAAAGUACGGCGUAAACUGCAUUAGUAUUUGCUCUGAGAGAAACUGUGCGGGAAAUUCAUCAUGUGAUCAUGUGACUGGGUCAUGUGAUUCUGGAUGUAAAGCUGGAUGGAUGGGUGCUGAUUGUAAAGAAGAAUGUGAUGCCAAUCAUUAUGGACCAGACUGUCGUGGCGUAUGCUCCUUCAGACACUGUGUAGGGAACUCUUCAUGUACCCGAGCAGGAACAGGUGACAGUGGAUGUGAGACGGGGUGGACACAGGGUGACUGUACAGUGCCUGUCAGCUGUCCGCCUGGAAGGUAUGGACAAGGAUGUACGGAGUUCUGCAUUUCCCGCAACUGUAAGACACCAUCUUCUGUGUGUGACGUCACUGGAUCAUGCCCAGAUGGAUGCCGGGAAGGCUGGCAGAAUGAUGACUGCAGGAUAGCAUGCCAGAGCGGAAAAUACGGUUCUUACUGCAGCAAGUCUUGUGAUUCACGUCAUUGUGAAACUGCACCAGUCUCCUGCGACCACGUGACUGGAGCCUGCGCUGCCGGUUGUCAGGAAGGAUGGAUUAGAGAAGACUGUACUCGGAGAUGCAAACCUGGAACUUAUGGGCCUGACUGUACUCGUUGUGGACAUUGUGACGUCACGUGCAUUGUUGGAGAUGGACGCUGUCCCGGAGAGUGUCUGGACGGCUUCACUGGUGACCGAUGUGGUGAAGAUGUUCGAGGUGUAUCAGAUUCAGUGUCUCCUGUUACAAGCGGAGUUAUUGUGGGAGCAGUAAUGCUUGUUGUAAUGCUGUUGCUGAUUGGUGGAUUGGUAAUAUGUUUGCUGAAAUCUGGAAGACUUAAAUGGAUAUCCUCACCUUGCACAGGUGUGAGAAAAACAGACACAGGUGGGACUGGAGAGGCCCCUGAUCAUGCGAACACGUCAGGAACGAAUGAGCAAGACUACACCGAACUGAGUGAAGUCACCAGGGAGAGAGCGGAGAAGUCGCAGUACGAUGUCAUUCAGAACAAAGUGUAUGAAAACAACCAAAUCUGAGUUGAGACCAGUGGAUCCUUUUCGUAUGUGCUAUGACAUACCACAUUUAAUGUUCACAUAACUGAAUAUGUUCUGCCCAGAGGACAAGUCUGGAAUAGUGUAUAUGGUUAUACCAUGUGAGUGAGUGAGUGAAUGAGUGAGUAGGUUAAAACUUUACAUGGCAUAGGCAAUAUUACAGCU